Messenger RNA from Bipolaris sorokiniana ND90Pr, 1170 nucleotides. RefSeq lists its product as uncharacterized. Lineage: Eukaryota; Fungi; Ascomycota; Dothideomycetes; Pleosporales; Pleosporaceae. Bases 183 to 1130 code for a protein of 315 amino acids. The transcript has a single exon. The record is from RefSeq and is a predicted model, not a curated record.
UCCAAACUUUGGUCCUCCAACCUCCGACUCUAGAAUCAUUUAAAUAGAAGUCUGUCUCUGCCUAUCUUCCUUAGACAGUCGUAAACAUCUUCGCCACACAUCAUCACCAGCUGCCAAAAAAAGCUAGAAUCAUCAUCAUCAUCAUCAUCAUCAUCAUCAUCAUCAUCAUAAUCAUAAUCACCAUGCCUUCUUUCACCCUCUUCUCCAAGCUCCCCAAGGAGCUCAGGCAGCAAAUCUGGCUUGAAAGCCUCCCCACAACCACCACCGUCGAAUUCAACGAAGCAGAAUUCGACGUAACUGCCAUAUCUCCUUCUCUCCCCCACCUCCUCACAUCAAAAGAAGCGCAUGCCACAGCGCUCUCCGCCCUCUCUCCAACCCCCUUCCACAUCUGGGGCCCAUCAGACUGGGAAACGCUGCUCCUCGACGGCGAAAAGAUGACGCUCCAAGCCAUCAUUCACGUAUCAAAAUCCGCCUCUUUAACCACCACAUGGACGGAUGUCUGGAGCGUGCUAGGAGAUGCGCUGCUGGCAGUGCAUUCGCUUCAUUUUGUGUGUCGGCAGCCCGAGCGGCUGGCGAGGCUGUUUAUGCUGGAGGAGAAGGAAUGGCUUGGUGUGGGCCAGGCGUGUAAUGAAGGGGGUUUGUUUAUGAAUGGGGAGGAUGUCUCCGGGGAGAGGACGACGAGGGAGGCGUUGUGGAAGGGGGUGACAGUCACUGCUAGUAAGCAUAAUGUGGAGGAGAUUGAGGCGGGUUUGGGUGGGGGUGAGGUUGAGGUUUGGAAGUUGGGGGAGGAGAGGUUUUCGAGGGGCUUUGGGGAGAAGAGUGAGGUGGUGACGACGAGGGGCUUUAAGAGAGUGGAGGCGGAGGGGGCCGAAAGGGCUUCGGUGGCGCAGCUUCAUUAUGCUGCAAGGGCUUUUGAGCCACAGAGUGGAAUGACCUUGGAGGAAGCGGAGGAGGCAGAGGAGGCGGAGGAGGGGGCGAUGCAGAGGCCAGUAGAACUGACUGAGGAUGCAAUCGCGAAGCACUUGGAGGAGUGCGAGAGGAUUUGGCCUCCUGAGCCAAGGGCUCCUGGUUUGGAGGAAGGAAGCAUUUCAUAUCCCGAUAAUGCUGCGGUGGAGAAGUGGCUUGGAUAGCCUUGGGUCAUUUUUUUCUUGGCGCUGGCUCCAGUUUGGG